Messenger RNA from Zootermopsis nevadensis, 3725 nucleotides. NCBI's taxonomy places the organism in Eukaryota, Metazoa, Arthropoda, Insecta, Blattodea, Termopsidae. The record is from RefSeq and is a predicted model, not a curated record.
UUUUCUUAAGUCCAGUACGUGGCAGGUAAAAGAACAAGGUGAAAGAGCUGCAGACGGAGAUGAUAAACAGAAGGACAGAGACGGGGAAUUUAUCCUUGUGCUCAGCGGGGCAGCUUAACGUAAGCCAGAGAGGUAGAAGCCAAGCGAGUUAGAAGAUAUUACGGACAGUCAGUUUCAGCCAUCUUUGAAAACUCCCCAGCCACCUGCAACAUCUGAAGAAGACAGAACUUAGCAUCUCCGCUGUCCAGCAUCUGAAGGAAGAACUCUAGUGGAUGGAAGAAGGAAAGGAGAAGAAGAAAACGGAAAGAACUUGUGGCGCUGCUGCGCUUUCCGUUCCUCUGUUGUUUGUUGUUGGAACGGGGGGCCCUUUGAGUUGAAGAAGGUAGCAGGAGUGAAGUGAAGUGAGGACACUGGGGUUUUACAGUGGUGUCGAAUGGAAAAGUCUUGAACUUGUGGUAAGAGAAAUUGUGUUUUAGUGUCGUUUUUCGUGACUUGGGACGUUGUGCAGUGUGUGGAAAUGUCGUAAGAUAUUAGAAAGUACGUAUUCCCGGGAUAUUUAUGUACUUGAAGGAGGAAAAUGGCAAGUUCGCUAAUCGGAUCUCUUAUUGAAUGAAGCAGGUUAGUAGUGUUUGUGGUUUGGGCGGCAUUUUUAAAUGUAUCCGACGAACAAAUUGUUUUAACCAUCUUCAAAAUACUGAAUAUUGUUUCGAGAAUAUAGCACGUUGUAAGAAUAGUUUAUAUGCUUCAUUGCAGCAAAAGAUUUUGUGUUCUGCAACAAAAAAUGCUAACAUUUCAAAUACGGUUUUAAUGUGAAGUUCGUAGAAAUACAAGGAGUGUUAAUUAUAUAUUUUGACUCUCGGCGUCAGUAGCUGAAAGUGCUUUAGACUUUCUGUUCGUAUAAAAUAAAAUUGGCUUCGAAAUGAAACACAGGACAAUAUUUUAGUGGUGUUGUGGCAGGAUAAAGGUUGUGUACGACACACGUGUAGAAUUUUAUUAAACUAUUGCACAGAUAUGUCGCAUAUGUGACGAAAAUGUUUAUAGUUCAUAAUGUUAUCAGAUACAUGAAGCAUAUAUAAGAAGUUUGUAGAUAGAACUGAAGGAACAGAGAAAUACUUUGCUGCUGUGCGUUGAGAUAGCAAUAUCAUGGAUGACGACCACAUGAGCCCCCUAGAACACUGUCCGGCAAGUCCCUCUGAUUCCCAGACGUCGUGCGAUCAGAUUCCUGUGGGUGACAUCAUCGGUGGCAGUGAUGUUGUUAGCAACAGCAAUAACAACCACAAGAUUAAGACAUCGCCUCUUAACCACGAGGACACGGAUGGUGAUGCUCUCUCACCCAGGAAGCAAAUGCAUCAUGGGAACAACACUAACAACAAUGAUGUGUCUUUCGUCUUGAUGGAUGACGAUGGUGGAGGUCCUGGUGAUGACCUGGGGUCAGACGAUGUAGUGGAUCCUGAUGACGUGCAAGAUAUGACCGAGGACCGGUUGACUGGUCACGGAGCCAUCGCCUCGAUCGGUUCCGUAUCGGCCGGUACUGGUGGCUCGUCUCCGUUCAGCACCGCCUCGCACCACCAUCACCAUCACCGGUCGAACGCCGGUACCGGCGGAGGUGCGGGAAACGCCGGUGGCAUGACUCCCACCUCACACCACCANUCCGUGUCCGCCACGGACUUCCAGCCGCCCUACUUCCCACCGCCGUUCCCACCCCCGCCCCCGAGUCACCACCAUCAUCAAGCGGCGUCACCCGCCGCCGCUCAGAGUCAUCACCAGCUGGACUACCUCAACUCCGUGACUGCAGUCACAGACCCGUACUCACAAACGCUCAACUCGCUCCAUCAGACGGCUCAGGCUGCCGCAGCGGCACAUCAUUACAAUCAGCUGACGGCAGCGGCGGUCUCUGCGGGACAGAGGACAACGACCACGCACGAUGUCCUGCGCAGGGACACCGACGCCCUCCAUGUGACAAACAUGCACGCCUCAUUCCCCUAUGAGUCGAAUAGGGGCAGAGAAUAUGGAGGGGUACGACGCCCUGACGUCCUUAUACAGUCACACCCGGGACUCGACUCCCAGGACCCUCUGGUGCUUCACAACGCUCUGUCCGGAGUGGACGACGGCCAGAACGCAAAUGUGGACGAUGGCACGGGCUUCAUUAACGACCUUCCGCUAUUGAAAAGUAUAAAGCCACGAAAUAACGAGAACAGUAAAGACAUUGUUCUCUCCGGAGCGUCGGCGCCCUCAGACGUGUUCUGUAGCGUCCCGGGCCGUCUGUCCCUGCUCAGCUCAACGUCCAAGUACAAGGUGACGGUUGGCGAGGUUCAGCGACGAUUAUCACCCCCUGAGUGCCUCAACGCGUCGCUCCUAGGAGGCGUUCUCAGACGGGCGAAAUCCAAAAACGGCGGACGUCUUCUUAGAGAGAAAUUGGAGAAAAUUGGUCUGAAUCUUCCUGCGGGCCGCAGAAAGGCAGCCAACGUCACUCUACUCACGUCGCUCGUCGAAGGUGAAGCGAUUCAUCUGGCGAGAGACUUCGGUUACGUCUGUGAGACCGAAUUUCCGGCACGGCAAGUAGCAGAGUACCUGAGCCGCCAGCACACCGACCCUUCUGAGUCGUAUCGCCGCAAGGAGCUCAUCCACGCCACCAAACAAAUCACCAAAGAGUUGAUGGACCUCCUGAAUCAGGACAGAUCACCAUUGUGCAAUACUCGGCCACAGCAUAUCUUGGACCCUAGUAUCCAGCGUCACCUCACACACUUCUCGCUCAUAUCGCACGGUUUUGGCAGUCCAGCUAUUGUGGCCGCCCUCACCGCCAUCCAGAAUUUCUUGUCGGAGUCACUGAAACACUUGGACAAGAUGUAUCCUUCUGGUAAUAACGGUGGAGCGCACAUAUCUGUGACGUCCUCACAGCAAGCGGGAGGCGGCGGUGGAAUGGACACGAAGCCCAAGGAUCUGGGUGAUAUGAAGAAGUGAGGCUGGCUGAGACGGGGCGCCGUGGUUUCUUCUAACUCCGACGACCCUAACACCAUGCCAACGCAGCCUCCUGCCACCACACUGCGUCACUCCUGGCCUUACAAUUAAACUAGGAUCAGAGUUCUGAUGGAACAGUAUGCGGGAGGAUUAUGUAGUUGCCUUUGGCAUUAAGAAAAAGAAGGAUUUCCUUUUUGUGCCAUUCCUAGCCCAACGAAAAAUGGAAUAAGUACUGCGAAUUUCAACUAAAGUAACCGGAUGGACACUGCAUCCUUGGCUUCAUUUGAGAUGAAAGUAUGUCAAGUUGAUAAACUGUUAAGGUCCACGCCAGGUUAAAUUUUGACAAGGUUUGAAUUUGAAAGUGUCAUAUUUUGUGGCGUGUGUUAAAUUUUGCCACACGGUUGUGCCGUCUCCAAAUUCUCUUAAUGCCGCUAUGCACAUUAUACCCGCAUGGAUAAGAACUUGUUACAUUGAACUAAUCACAAAUAAAUGUGUACAAGAUGGGAUUUGAGGUUAUCAUGGCUGUGAGUAUGAAAAUGGUUGUCUUCUGAGUUGUAGUCUUAUAGGCAUUGACUGACAUUUAUCACUAUUUAUAACUCUGAUGAUGGAGGCAGAGAGCUCAUCUGAGAUAUCAGUCAAUAUCUACCCAGAAUACACAAGAAUGAUGAACAGUUCAUCAUCAUCUUAGAGGCAGAAAGUUCCUUUGAAAUGUCAGCAAACACUACCAGACAAAAUUAACAAAACUGCUUAACAGUUUUACAGUCGUG